ACCGCUGCAGCUCACAGCGAAGGAAGGCGGAAGUAAACAUGGCUCAGGAAGAAAGCAUGGCGGUCCCGGACUUUCUCAGGAAAGCGGAGUUAGUGAAACAAGGGGCAGAAGCGAGGGUUUAUCGGGCGAAGUUUCUGGGAAAGCAGAGUAUCGUUAAAGAGAGGUUCCCUAAACGGUACAGACACCCGGUGCUGGACGAGAAGCUGACACACCGGAGGACGGUGCAGGAGGUCCGCUCCAUACUGCGCUGCCGCAAAGCAGGUAUUUCUACUCCUGUCGUCUAUUUCGUUGACUACACCUCCCACUGUAUCUUCCUAGAAGAAAUUGUUGGCUCCAUGACGGUGCGGGACCACAUUUCAUCAGCUCAGCAGUCUGCUUCCUGCUCUGAGACGGAGCUGGAGCAGCUGGCUGAGCGGAUGGGACAGAUCCUGGCCAAAAUGCACGACGAGGACGUCAUUCACGGAGACCUGACCACCUCCAACAUGCUGCUGAGACGCGGCCCUGAGGACGGGGAGGAUGACUUAGUGCUCAUUGAUUUUGGCUUGAGUUACAACUCUGCUCUGCCGGAGGAUAAAGGGGUGGACUUGUACGUGCUGGAGAAGGCUUUCCUCAGUACCCACCCAAAUACGGAGUCUCUGUUUGAGAAGCUGCUGAAGAGCUACACCGCUUCAUCCAAGAAGUCAGCAGCUGUGAUAAAGAAGCUGGACGAGGUUCGGCUAAGAGGGAGGAAGAGGUCGAUGGUGGGAUGAUGAAUGAUUCAGCAGACAGGGACAAACCUCUUCAGGAAAAAAAUGUUUCAAACUUGUUAAAUAACAAAGCUGAGAAACAAAAUGUUGUAUUAAAGACACUGUCAAACUAAAUAAAUCUUUUGCUACAGAUAAA
Molecule: messenger RNA, 882 nt
Organism: Cheilinus undulatus (humphead wrasse)
Lineage: Eukaryota; Metazoa; Chordata; Actinopteri; Labriformes; Labridae
Gene: tp53rk
Product: TP53 regulating kinase
Exons: 2
Coding region: 39-749 (236 amino acids)
Biological process (GO): protein phosphorylation
Cellular component (GO): nucleus; cytosol; EKC/KEOPS complex
Molecular function (GO): ATP binding; protein serine/threonine kinase activity
Source: RefSeq, a predicted model, not a curated record